This is a messenger RNA of Anguilla anguilla (European eel), 1498 nucleotides long. RefSeq names its product noggin-3-like. The record is from RefSeq and is a predicted model, not a curated record. NCBI's taxonomy places the organism in Eukaryota, Metazoa, Chordata, Actinopteri, Anguilliformes, Anguillidae. Gene Ontology annotation, biological process: negative regulation of BMP signaling pathway; osteoblast differentiation; dorsal/ventral pattern formation. The coding region runs from base 449 to 1141 and encodes 230 amino acids. The transcript has a single exon.
CCAGGUAAUUAUGCACUUUUGCACCCUAGUGAAGAAACGGAGAAGCAUGCGGACACGCGGAACCCAGGACUUUAAAAUCGAGAGGCGUAGACCUGCUACUGGUGUCACGCGCGAAGGUGCUGGAGAGAGAGGGGCUCUCCGGACUUUAUGACGCUUCCAUAAACUUACAUUUCCGCACUUCUCUAGGCAUAUGAAAAUCAGAACGUGCGACUAAGUCCUGCAUCCUGAGGACUCAGUCGCUACAGAACCAGGCACUGUUCAUCAAAGCCGCUCGUUCACCUUUACCGUUCUGUUAGGCAACUUGGGCUUGAGAGAGCAGCUGCACCGGGAUCGGCAGCGGGGACUAACUGCUGCUUUUUUUCUGCGACCCGGUACCUUGGGAUAUAGAUGCUUGGUUCAGGCGUGUGAUCAUUUAAUUGCACGCCCCGUUCGGUAAUACGGCAAAGGCAUGGGUCGUUCCCGGGUUCUCUUGACGAUGUGCGCGCUGGUCCUGUCCCUGCGGUUCGGAAUCGAGGGCGGCAUGUGCCAACACUUUCUCCUGCUUCGUCCCAUUCCAAGUGACAGUUUGCCAAUUGUAGAACUCAAAGAAGACCCGGAUCCCGUUCUUGACCCCAAUGAGUUGGAUCUUAACGAAACCGAACUAAUGAGUUUACUCGGCAACAACUUUGACUCCAGUGUCAUGUCCGUAUCGCCGCCGCUGAACAACCGGACAGGUGACGACGGCCUGAAUGAUUUGGAAGUCCCGCUGGACCCCCGUCUGCAAGAGCCUGCGGGAGCCAUGCCGAGCGAAAUCGAGUCCAUGGACUUUGACGUUCAGGUUCAGCACGGAAAGAAGAACAAGCCCAGCAAAAAGCUUCGAAAGCGGCUUCAGCUUUGGCUGUGGUCCUACGCGUUUUGUCCGGUGGUUUACACGUGGAGCGACCUCGGGAACAGAUUUUGGCCGCGCUACGUGAAAAUAAGCAGCUGCUACAAUAAGCGGUCCUGCUCUGUGCCCGAGGGGAUGGUGUGCAAACCGGCCAAGUCCACGCAUUUCACCGUACUGCGCUGGAAGUGCCGGCAGCGCCGGUCGGCCGUGAAAUGCACGUGGAUAGCGGUCCAGUACCCCGUCGUAUCAGAAUGCAAAUGCGCCUGCUCGACCUGAAAUGAACCCGGUCUUACCGACACAAAAUCAUAGCGCCAACACGAUUAUUUUCGUAUGCACUACCGAGGGUAGGAAUGUAUGUGUAUGUAUAUAUGGUGACAUUUAAUUGUAUACCAGUUAGACGGUCAGUAUUAAGUGUUUGCAUUAUGUACUAUGUACAGUUUUAUGAGAAUUAAAUAUACGCCAGUUGAAGGACCAGGAAGCUCUUUUCCAUUAUUCGGAAAAUGUGUUUUAUGGACUUUAAACUUAGAUUACUGUGUUUUUCUGCAGCGAAGAGAAUUGUAAAUGCAGAGUUUAAAUUGGUCGAUUAAUCUUGUACAUUGAUAAUAACUGCUAUUUAUUCUUUAUAUUCCUGUG